Molecule: messenger RNA, 468 nt
Organism: Phytomonas sp. Hart1
Lineage: Eukaryota; Euglenozoa; Kinetoplastea; Trypanosomatida; Trypanosomatidae
Source: the annotation of a GenBank genome assembly
AUAACUUGCCAUGGUGCAAUGGACAAUAUCUCUAAAGAACAAAUAGACCUUGAGUGUGCCGUCGAUCAGGUCUCCGAGGCACGAUUUUACUUGAUCGAGCUUGAUCGCCGACAAAAUCAAAUUCGAGAAGCAAAGCGCCAUAUCUUUAAGCAUAAACCUGAUAUGGAAGACGUCUGGAUGUUAUGCAGUGGAUCCACCUUUGUCUCCUGCGAUCUCCCGCACGCGUCGACGAUUAAGUAUCUAGAAUGGGAGCAGCGAGAGGUUGAAUCCCUCAUUGAGGAAGCCAGAGAUGACUUGAAGCGUAAGGUCGCGGCUCUCGUCGAGCUCGAAGGGCCUGAUAGCGCUCUAAGACACCUACACGAGGGGUUUAAUUUGAAGGACACGUCAAAGAAUGGAGAAUGAAAUACAUAACUACGUGUUUGUAAGAAAAAAAAAGGAAAAUUUUCAAUAUUAGAUAUAUAUAUAUAU